Cyprinodon tularosa is the source of this 2680-nucleotide messenger RNA. Its product is annotated as ribonucleoside-diphosphate reductase large subunit-like. Bases 141 to 2522 code for a protein of 793 amino acids. The record is from RefSeq and is a predicted model, not a curated record. Gene Ontology annotation, cellular component: ribonucleoside-diphosphate reductase complex. The transcript is spliced from 19 exons. NCBI's taxonomy places the organism in Eukaryota, Metazoa, Chordata, Actinopteri, Cyprinodontiformes, Cyprinodontidae. Gene Ontology annotation, molecular function: ribonucleoside-diphosphate reductase activity, thioredoxin disulfide as acceptor; ATP binding. Gene Ontology annotation, biological process: DNA replication; deoxyribonucleotide biosynthetic process.
CUCUUUCCAUAGGCUUUGACUGGUUCGCGCGCUCACUUUGAGUUUCUUGAGAGACUUGAAAGGAGCAACACUCUGCGAUUUGGAGAGAAGAAAGCGCCAAAACUUUCUUUCUAGUAAUAAACAGCUACUCCGCUACAAACAUGCACGUGAUUAAAAGAGAUGGGCGCCAUGAGGCAGUUAGUUUUGAUAAAAUCACUUCCCGCAUCCAGAAGCUCUGCUAUGGACUCAACAGUGACUUUGUGGACCCUACCCAGAUUACAAUGAAGGUGAUCCAGGGUCUGUACAACGGGGUCACCACUGUGGAGCUGGACACCCUGGCUGCAGAGACCGCUGCCACCCUUACCACCAAACAUCCUGACUAUGCAAUCCUGGCCGCUCGGAUCGCGGUUUCCAACCUGCACAGAGAGACCAAGAAGGUUUUCAGUGAUGUGAUGGAGGACCUGUACAACUACGUCAACCCCUUAAACAAACGUCACUGUCCUAUGAUCUCCAAGGAGACACUCGACAUAGUCCUUGAAAACAAAUCUGUCCUCAACUCAGCCAUCAUUUACGACAGAGACUUCUCCUACAACUUCUUUGGUUUUAAGACUCUUGAGCGUUCCUAUUUGCUGAAGAUCAAUGGCAAAGUUGCAGAGAGACCCCAGCACAUGCUGAUGAGAGUGGCAGUCGGGAUUCAUAAAGAUGACAUUGAUGCAGCUGUUGAAACUUACAACCUGCUUUCAGAGAAGUGGUUCACCCAUGCCUCUCCUACCCUGUUCAACGCUGGCACCAACAGGCCUCAGUUGUCCAGUUGUUUCCUGCUCGCUAUGAGAGACGACAGCAUCGACGGCAUCUACGACACACUGAAGCAGUGCGCGCUGGUUUCCAAAUCAGCAGGAGGCAUUGGCCUGGCUGUCAGCUGCAUCAGAGCAACGGGCAGCUAUAUCGCUGGGACUAACGGCACUUCUAAUGGGCUUGUUCCAAUGCUGCGUGUAUACAACAACACUGCACGCUACGUGGACCAGGGUGGCAACAAGAGACCAGGGGCCUUUGCGGUGUACCUGGAGCCCUGGCACGCUGACGUGUUUGAGUUUUUGGAGCUGAAGAAGAACACUGGUAAAGAAGAGCAGAGGGCCAGAGACUUGUUCUUCGCCUUGUGGAUUCCAGACCUCUUUAUGAAACGAGUGGAAAGCAACCAGGACUGGUCUCUGAUGUGUCCCAGUGACUGUCCCGGGCUGGAUGAGUGCUGGGGAGAGGAGUUUGAGGAGCUCUACACUCGUUAUGAGAAGGAGGGUAGAGUGAAGCGUGUGGUGAAGGCCCAGCAACUAUGGUACGCCAUCAUUGAGUCGCAGACAGAGACGGGUACUCCCUACAUGCUCUACAAGGACACCUGCAACAGGAAGACCAACCAGCAAAAUCUGGGCACCAUCAAAUCCAGCAAUCUGUGCACAGAAAUAGUAGAAUAUACAAGUAAAGACGAGGUUGCAGUUUGUAACCUGGCGUCCAUCGCCCUCAACAUGUACGUCACCCCAGAGAGGAGCUUUGAUUUCAAAAAGCUUGCAUCUGUGACCAAAGUGAUCGUCAGGAACCUGAACAAGAUCAUCGAUAUCAACUAUUACCCGGUGCCAGAGGCUGAAAAAUCCAACAAGCGUCACAGGCCAAUAGGAAUUGGUGUGCAGGGUCUGGCCGACGCCUUCAUCCUCAUGCGCUACCCAUUCGAAAGUCCGGAGGCCCAGUUACUCAACAUUCACAUCUUUGAGACCAUCUACUACGCUGCCCUGGAGGCCAGUUGUGAACUGGCAGCAGAAUUUGGACCCUAUGAGACGUACACUGGCUCUCCUGUCAGCAAGGGAAUCCUUCAGUACGACAUGUGGAAUAAAACCCCCACAGAUCUGUGGGACUGGAAGGCACUGAAGGAAAAAAUUGCCAAGCAUGGUGUGAGGAACAGCCUUCUUUUGGCCCCGAUGCCCACAGCUUCCACUGCCCAGAUCCUGGGUAACAAUGAGUCCAUAGAGGCUUACACAAGCAACAUCUACACUCGCAGGGUGCUCUCAGGAGAGUUCCAGAUUGUGAAUCCUCACCUGCUGAAGGAUCUUACAGAAAGAGGACUGUGGAAUGAAGAUAUGAAGAACCAGUUAAUUGCUCACAAUGGCUCCAUCCAGGAAAUUAAAGAAAUCCCAGAUGAUCUUAAGCAGCUGUAUAAAACAGUUUGGGAAAUCUCCCAGAAGACUGUCCUCAAGAUGGCAGCAGAUCGUGGCACUUACAUCGAUCAGAGUCAGUCUCUCAACAUUCACAUCGCUGAGCCCAACUACGGCAAACUCUCCAGCAUGCACUUCUACGGAUGGAAGCUGGGCCUGAAAACAGGCAUGUACUACCUGAGAACGAAGCCCGCCGCCAACCCCAUCCAGUUCACACUAAACAAGGAGAAGCUGAGGGAGAGCCAGUCGGCCAAGAGUGUGGAGGAGGAAGCCAGGGAGCGCAACACAGCAGCCAUGGUCUGCUCCUUAGCAAACAAGGACGAAUGCCUGAUGUGUGGCUCCUAAAGCAGGCAGCGACUCUCUGCAGCUCCAUCACACCAACGGCUUCAAAAAUCCCAAGUUUACAGUUAUUUUAUGAUUACCAAACAUUUUUAACUAUGAAAUGGUUGUUCUAUUUAUAUGGAGCUAAAUUGGAGCCAAAAAGUUUGUUAGAUUUAUUUUUU